AGCCGAUCGUGGUUCGAGGGUGAUAGAACGCAAUCGACUAAGCUCAAGAACAAAGUGUAUGCUGAGACGCUGAUUUCUUUUUGCUUACAAAGUGCUCGAUUUCAGUGUUGCCUGCAAGCGUCAUCAUGUCCACUAAAUUGGCAUCAGCUUUACAAUCUCCGAAGAUUUUUGAUCCGUCUGAACAGUUUCGUCCAGAGACAAUAUACAACGGUAAGUUUGAGGGCGAAUUUAGAGACUUUACAAUGGAUGAUGAUGAUCCUAUCAAAGAAAGAGUUCGGAAAACGUAUUUGAACAUGCACACUAACCAGACAGUCGAAUUCGUAAAAUCACGAAUGGCAGAUUGGCUUCAAUUCAACAAAUGUAAAAUGACUGUCAAGGAAGCUCUUUUACAAUUAAACGAACUGAUUGACGAAAGUGAUCCUGAUUCGGAUCUACCCAACAUAGUACAUGCUUUUCAAACAGCAGAAAAAAUUAGAGAGGAUCAUCCAAAUGAAGAUUGGUUUCAUCUUACAGGACUAAUUCAUGAUCUUGGCAAGAUCAUGGCAUUUUAUGGAGAACCACAAUGGGCAGUCGUUGGAGACACUUUUCCGGUCGGUUGUGCAUGGGGUAAUUCUAUAGUCUACAGAGACACUAGUUUUGAAAAUAAUCCCGAUGGAAAAGAUUCUCGUUACAACACAAAAUAUGGAAUAUACAAGCCCAAAUGUGGAAUCAAUAAUUUAAUUAUGUCAUGGGGACAUGAUGAGUAUUUAUACCAGGUAUUGAAACAUAACAAAAGUACAUUACCAAAAAAAGGACUAGCUAUGAUUCGCUAUCACUCAUUUUACCCAUGGCAUGCUGGUGGUGAUUACAAACAUUUUUGUACCAAAGAAGAUGAUGAAAUGUUACAUUGGGUUUUGGAAUUUAACAAAUAUGAUUUGUAUACUAAAAGUGCAGAAGUCCCUGAUAUUGAUGCUCUUUGGCCUUAUUAUAAAAAACUCAUUGAUAAAUACAUGCCUGGAGUUCUGGAAUGGUGACUACAGAUGAGUUAAUAAUCUUUCAAUUCUAAAAAUAAAAAUGAUACUGUAUUAUUCACUGGAAUCUUGAAAAUUUAUGUAUUUUAUAAGCAUUUAUUAUUAGUAAAGAUUAUUCGUAAUAUAAGUCACCAAUUUUAUACAAAAAUUUUAUAUGAAAUAUAAAUAGAAUAAGGUUUUAUAAAACAAUUAAAA
This is a messenger RNA of Phymastichus coffea, 1205 nucleotides long. RefSeq names its product inositol oxygenase (gene Miox). Lineage: Eukaryota; Metazoa; Arthropoda; Insecta; Hymenoptera; Eulophidae. The transcript is spliced from 6 exons. Gene Ontology annotation, biological process: inositol catabolic process. Gene Ontology annotation, cellular component: cytoplasm. The record is from RefSeq and is a predicted model, not a curated record. Bases 126 to 1013 code for a protein of 295 amino acids. Gene Ontology annotation, molecular function: iron ion binding; inositol oxygenase activity.